AUGAUUGCUGAGAACCUUAAACAGUUGAUUCACGAAAAGUACGAGGGUGCCGUUGCCAAUGGCGAUUUGCAAUUGACCGAGUCCAGUGUCAAAAAGGCGAAGGACAAGAAGUCCGGUGUGCAGUAUUUGGUUACCUGUGCCCCCAGUUUGUCCGAGAAACCCAAGGGGGCCGACCAGUCCGGUGGGGACCCGUUUGCCGAUCCUGCGCCUGAGCUGGUCGUCUCUAAGGAUCUGAACGGCGACGGCGAGUACCAACUGUUGCUGAAUAAAUUCCCAGUCGUGCCGGAACACGUGCUCUUGGCCACCAACGAGUUUAAGGACCAGGACUCUGCGCUAACGCCCGCGGAACUGUUAAUGGCUUACAAGUACAUCUGCACGCUGGACGAUGAGGACGAAGAUGUGAGGAAUUUGGUGUUCUACAACUGUGGCCCACUGAGUGGAUCCUCCCAGAGGCAUAAGCAUUUGCAAAGUUUCGUCUUACCGGCAAAUUUCACACCUUUCCAGGAUAACCUGUGCAACGGUAAAGAACAUUUCUUGCCCAACUUGCAGAACGAACCCCUGCAGGAUGAGAAAGUGUCAUUUGCACACUUCGUGCUGCCCUUGCCAGAACAAGAACAGGACGUCGACGAGGAUCUACUUGCCAUGUGCUACAUCUCGCUGUUGCAGAGAACACUGACUUUCUUCCAGGACUGGUUAAACGAAAAACCAGACUUGGUGAAAAGUUACAACGUGCUGUUGACCAAGAGAUGGAUAUGUCUUGUCCCACGGUCAAAGGAGGCCUCUACUACGAAGGAGGACGGCGUCGCACUAUCAAUCAAUGCCACAGGGUAUGCGGGCAUGAUUCUCGCAAAAGAUAACGAAACUUUCCAGAAACUUGUCACAGACCCGGAACUCAUGGACAAAGCUUUGUUUGAAUGCGGGUUCCCAUCCACAGCAGGCCAGAAGCCUUCAGAGUAUCAUUACUAA
Molecule: messenger RNA, 966 nt
Organism: Huiozyma naganishii CBS 8797
Lineage: Eukaryota; Fungi; Ascomycota; Saccharomycetes; Saccharomycetales; Saccharomycetaceae
Gene: APA2
Product: bifunctional AP-4-A phosphorylase/ADP sulfurylase
Exons: 1
Coding region: 1-966 (321 amino acids)
Biological process (GO): nucleotide metabolic process
Molecular function (GO): ATP:ADP adenylyltransferase activity; ATP binding
Source: RefSeq, a predicted model, not a curated record